Molecule: messenger RNA, 2445 nt
Organism: Exophiala oligosperma
Lineage: Eukaryota; Fungi; Ascomycota; Eurotiomycetes; Chaetothyriales; Herpotrichiellaceae
Exons: 1
Coding region: 1-2445 (814 amino acids)
Source: RefSeq, a predicted model, not a curated record
AUGGCGAUAGACAAUAUCCCGACUGGACAUACCCUCAAACAGGCCUUUGAGUUGGACAUUUAUACUCCCGACGGGGUCCCUCGACCAUUUGGAUCCCUAUUUCAGCAUCACGAUACCGACGACAAAGCAGCUACUACCGCAAACAACGUCCUCGUGGUCUUCAUCCGUCAUUUCUUUUGUGGUAACUGCCAGGAAUAUAUCCGUCGAUUGUCCUCGCCGGCGUCUCCUUUCCACCCUACUCGACGACGGGUUCACCUCGACUUUUCCAAACCAAACACUCACCCUCCCCCGUCCGUGGUCGUUAUUGGACCAGGGUCGCCGAGCUUGCUCUCCUCCUAUGCGGCCCUGACACAAUGUGCGUACCCUGUCUACGCUGACCCGUCGACGCAGUUGUACGACAUGCUGGGCAUGCACAAGACUUUAUCGAUGGGGGGCAAACAGCCCGAGUACAUCCAGCACAACCUCGUCAGCGGCGCGGUCAAGUCGGCGUGGCAGAUUGUCAAACGUGUGGGGAAUGGGGACGCUCUGGACGGAGGAGAUUGGUACGUCAAUGGAGGUGAAUUCCUCUUUGUCUAUAGGGAUGGCGGCAGCAGCAUGAAUCAGUCGAGUUCCAAGGUGAUGCACAAGUUGGGGUCAAGUUCGAACUCGUCACCUCCACGACCAGGAUCGGGAACGCGGUCAUCAUCGAGAGAGACUAGUCAUGCUGCCGGAUCAUCAUCAUCCUCGUUGUCAUCAUCGUCAUCCUCGUCGCGAUCGAAACCAGGUUGGGAAGUACGUUGGUGUCACCGCAUGUUGAAUUCUCGCGACCACACAGAACUUCAGGACUUGUACCACAACACGUGCUCCUCGUCGGCGUUGUCUCUGCCUCGGAUCGGAUCACGAACAGCGUCACCUGCCCCUCUCCGUUCGAUUCUAGUCAAUGGAGGAAAUGCCGGUCCUUCGACAACCACCACCACGACAACUCAACUCCGUAAUCCACGGUCAAGAUCGAGAUCAAGUGCCCGGUCAUUGAGUCGAAGUUACUCGUCGGAAUGUCUGGGAGCGUGUCCGGGCCCAGACAUUCCCAAGUCGCGGGACGAAGCACUCCUCAACCAAGCCUUGUAUGCGUCUGCGUCUGCUCGCCCAGGAUCCAAAGCGAGUCUUCAUCGACCUAGAUCGAGAAGUGCCAGUCGGAGUUCGAGCCAUGACAAGCAUCAAAGGUCAAAAUCAGUGGCGUCCCUGACGAGAGCCGAGGGAGAUUUUGGGGAGGACGUGCCUGGGCCUCGAAAGAGCAGCAGCCUUGGCCGUAGUUUGAGUUUAGGUUUGGCUUCCAAGGUAGGCAUGUUGGGAAGAUCAAAGUCGUUGUCUGCGAAGGCGAGGGAUCAUCAUCCUCGUAUGACCCGGAUGGACGGUGAUGAUGAUGACGCUCAUGCUAAGGUCACGAAUGACUCCAGUGGUGAAGGAGUGACGGCUGGUGGGAGUGCAAGCACAAGUCCAAACGGAAGGAAACGAUCGCUUUCCAGUCUUGUGAGGAGGUCUACGUCGAAAAAGAACAAGACGACGACACCUAUCGUCUCACAAGUGAGACCACAGACAGCAACGCCUAUACGUUCAUCUUCACAAACACAGAUCCGUCCACAAACUGCGACAUCAACUCAGGAUCAAAGUCAGACAUUUACUCAGCCGUCGUCGUCUACACACUAUAGACCUGAUUCGGCAGUCUCGUUGUCUGCUACACGUCACGCACGUCACCAUCAUUACAAGAAUGAGAAAGAUGAAGAUUCAAAAGAGGAGAAGCCGGGUUUGCCAUCUUCUUCUGGUCAUGCUCAAAUUUUUUCUGACCAAACGAAAAGAAGGACACUUUCAUUUUCUCCACAUCCAUCCGGCACAACCACGACAACAACAACAACAACAUUAUCUCAACCGUCUAGAAGAGCAUCUUUUACCCUUUCUCGUCGACCCAAGUUACCGUCGUCGUCGAGGAGUACUAACAAUCACAAAACGUCAAAAGGGGCGAGUACGAUAUCCAUGGACGAGAAUGGUAUCAUGUUGGUUGAUGGUGUUGAAUUUGUCAAUGUGAUAAGUUUGAAAGCUAGAGUUGAUGAUGAUGAUGAAUCAAGAAGAUCAAGACGAAGACAGAAUCAGUCGAAGAACACUCGGAAUCAGAUUCAGAAUCAGGACCAGACUCGGACUCAGACUCAGAUCAAGACUCCCGGUCACAUUUCAACUCAAUCUCAGACUCAACCCCACAAACAGCAACAACAACAACAACAAGACCAACACCACGACCAAACUCAUCAAAUUCAUCCUCGGACUCUACCUCACAGUCAUACUCGACACCCGUGUAAUCAACUUCACGUCCACGACCGCAUGGCGGGAUCGGUGAGACCGGUGAGUUCGACGACCAUGAUGGCACCGUUGGGAUCCACCGGAUCCACGACGGCGGCUAUAUCUGUUCAAGCUUGA